UGUGGCGCAUUCCACAGCACAGCGGAGUCGCGCGCUGGCCAAGUGCGACAGGACUGCGCCGUUACUCCCCGAAGAUCACCAGGUAUUGUUUCUUGUCCCACAUUUCAAUUUAACUUGAUGUAACUUUCAACUAAAACGUUCUAGGCAUAAAAUAAAUAAACUAUUUAUUUUGUACUUUGGAAAGCGACCUGAAGGGGAGAGUUUCGCACCUUUAGAAAGUUUUUCAUGAACUGCUAUUGAAAAUGACUGAAUUCUUCUCGGCAAUGGACACAGAGAAAAACUGCCAACCUAAUGUCCUCAAACAAGAGUCAGAUCAAAGUCUUGAUUCUCCUAAGAGCCCGCCCCUGGAUUUGAUCGACACGGGAAAAGCUCUGAAGGUACAAACAACCACCCCUCACCUGGUCAGCCUUGGUAGCGGAAGACUCAGUGUUGCCAUUACGCUGUUACCUUUGAAGGAGGGAAUGACAUGCAUUGGCCGUGAUGAUGCUCCUGUACCUCAGGACAUCACUAUCGAGGGACCUGGAAUCGAGGCGGAACACUGCAAAAUCGAGAACAAAGGAGGGAUUGUCAUUCUUGACCCCUGCGGACACCUGUGUUCACUCGAUGGCGUUCCUGUCACCAGACCCACACAACUUACACAAGGUUACACUCUCUGUCUUGGUAAAUCCUACAUCUUUCGUUUUAACCAUCCAGAGGAGGCAAAUCGACUGAAAAGCAUGAUGCCUCAGAAGAGCCCCAUUUCUCCGUUGGUGUACAGCACAGAUUAUCUGAAAUUUAGUAGUGACUUUAGUCACUGCCUAGGUCGAACCAGCACUAGAGGGAUGCGCUCUGUCUCCGAGUUGCGGGAUUUGAUGGACACUUUACAGAAAAAGAAGCAGGCCCUGGAGAACAGCUUACGCGCCAAUGGUGACUCUAGCCCCUCCUACUUCACCAUGACACAGUCUCCACCCACCACGCCCAAUAUGUUGUCACCCGUCACUAACUCGUCCCCAAUACCACCCUAUCAGGAACAAGCCAGGCGGUUGUAUAACUCAGAUCGGCCACCACUGGGAACCAAAGUUCCUGUCCACACACCUAAAAGUAUGCCUCCAUCUCCCCGCCGUUCUGAUCCCCGAGAGCGAGACACCUCACUUUCUUACUCCCGACCCAUGAUGCGCAACCAAUCUCAGGACAGUCUUCUCAACAGUACGUCGGAGAGUCGCCGUACUGUGACCUCAGGUUCUGUUCUCUCAAGUUCUCUUCCCCCCACACCAGGGGGCUCAAGUGGGGCAGCCAGCAUGCCCUCCAGCCCCCGCCUGGCUCGCAAAUUCUAUACCCCAGACAUGAGCCACAACGGAGGACUCGAUCCUACUCCACGACAAAGGAAGUAUUCCGCUGGGUCGCUUACAAGCAUGGGCUCACAUAGCCGCUCCUUACCGCGGCUGUAUCGACCUGCCGAAAGCCAUCUCACCCUUCACUCAACCUAUCGAUCACAAGACCGCCCCUCUUCUCGCCAAGCUGGCAGCCCUGAAGCCAACCACCUGAACGGUCAUCCAGAGGUGGUCUGCAUUUCCUUGUCCACCAAACCAGCUGCCAAUUACACCAUGGCCCCUCCUGAUGUCACAAUGACCUCAGAAGAGACCACUAGUCCUCGGCAGGCCAAGAAGGUUAGCUUGACAUCUGUCAGCUCCUGUUCCGAUUUGGAUCAGCAAAGUCUACGUGGUCCCUCCCCGGCACUGGAGUUUAGUUUCGGGGAGAGGAGGCAGUCAUUUGGGAAGGCAGGGAUUGGACCACAUGGAGGCUUCCGGGAGAGGAAGGGGAGCAUCAGCUCUCUGAGUGGAAAGGAAGAACUUCAAGACUAUCAUCAAAGACAGAGAGAUGAAAGACUGCGGGAACAGGAAGUGGAGAGGCUGGAACGUCAGCGAUUGGAGACUAUCCUGAGUCUGUGCUCAGAAUUGGGCUGUGCGGAGCAGAGCAAAACUGGCUCUGCCGUCACAGACUUGGAGAAAAUCAACAAGGAGCUGGAAAAAUUACAAGUGUCAGAUGACGAGUCUACGUUUUCAGAUUCUGCAAGUCUUUCGGCCAGCUUUUCUACUGAGAACGACUACGGGUCCAAAACCAGGGAGUCCCAGGCUAGUGUGGAGAGACAGGUACGGCAGCGCCGGAUCAGUGGACAGAGAGAAAUUAGGGCGGAGUCAACAAGUGUGUUUAGCUCUGGCCCUGCACCUUCUUCUUGGCUGAUACGGACCAACAAGCAGGCACCUGAGGAUGAAGCACAGCUGAAGCUGGAAGUGAGACGUAUCGAGGAGGAAAGAAUCCAGGUCCUGAAUAAUAUGGAUGAAUUGGAGCUGAAGAUCAAAGACUUGGACAACCAGAUGGAGGAGUCCAUCAGAGAGCUGGAUGUGGAGAGCGCUCUGUUGGAGGGUGAACAGGAUUCAGAAACAACUCAACUGCAGCAGGAGAGAGAUGCUUUGGAGAAACUUAAGGACAAGAUGGCUGACAUCGAAAACAAAGCACAGACGGAAAAAUCUCAGGACAAAGUCAAGCUAGAUGCGGAGCGCGUAAAGUUAGAGCGCCUGGUGCAUCUGCUAGCAGAGCAGAAGACUCAUUUGGACACCUGCCCUGAAGCCCUGAAAGAGCAACUUCAGCUGCAGUUCAGCAGGGAUGCAGAGACGCUGGAGGUGGAGACCAAGCGUUUUGAAGAUCUGGAGUUUCAACAGCUGGAACGAGAGAGUCGUCAGGAUGAGGAGAAGGAGACAAAGACUCAGCAGAUUCUCAGGGAGAUCGCUGAAUUUCAGCGCUGCACCGUCACGAGGAAGGAAAGGCUCAUGGCCCUGAAGAAACAAUGCACACAGAUUUCCCAGCAGGCUGAAAGGGACAAAGAAAACUUCCUGAAGGAAAAGACUAAUCUUCAGAUGAUGCUACAUCGGGAAAAGGAGAAUCUCGUCAUUUUAGAGAAGAGAUAUUCAGUGCUCACCGGGACCCUUGGAUUUCCUGUCAGUCCCAGCAGUAUGAAGGAGGACUGCAUCCAAUUGGCUGACGUGUGUCUGCCCCAUAGCGAAUUUUGCCAUGCCCACAAAACCCUGUCUGCCCUUCCUGCCGACCUGCUGAUGUUUUCUUCCCUUCUUUCCUCUCUGUCUAUCAAAAACGCAGAGGGCUAUGUUACAGUCACUGAGAUCAGUGAACUUUACUCUCGACUGGGGGUAGAGCCCACCCCUGCCCCUCUCCCUAACCAAGCCCAGCUCUCCCCUGACGCCCCUUCCACAGGGACUGAGCCCAGCCCUGACCCCAGUCCUGCAGAGAGCACUGCCCCGCCAGGAGAGGGUGAGCAUUUCCGCACCUUGGAGGAAAGGAAGCGCUAUGAUAAGGAGGGCGGAGCUCAUUUGAGUGACACUCUUCCCAGGAAGAAGACCCAGCCCACUGUAGCACCACAGUUCACAUGUGCAACGCUUGGUCGUAACAUACCCUCAAAAUUUCAUGCACCUUUAACUCAAAGCUCCAGCUGUGGAAGUGUGUUGAAUCGAGCUCUCGCCAUCUCCCCUAAAGAGACACAAGUGGAAACGCACCGUCUGCACAAGGGACACAGUCAGCAGCACAUCAGCGAGGACCACAGAACAAGGUCGAGUAACUUAAGCGGCCGUGCUUCCUCACAGACCAAUGUUUAUCUCGACACCUUCGGUUACCAAGACAAGAGCCGUGCCUUUGACACACUGAGCGUGGACAGCUCAGACAGCAUGGAGACCAGCAUCUCCGCCUGUUCACCUGACAAUGUGUCCAGUGCCAGCACCAACGUUUCGAAGAUGGAGGAGAUGGAACGUCUUCUGAAAGAGGCUCAGGCUGAUAGAAACAAGCUACUGGAACACAGGGAGAGAGAGAUGGAGAACAAGAGUCGAGCUCUUGAUGAGGAGAGGAGACGACGAGAGGAGCUUGAAAAGAGAUUGCAGGAAGAAACCAGCAGGAGGCAGAAGCUCAUCGAGAGAGAGGUGAAACUUCGUGAGAAACAGCGAGCACAGUCUCGUCCGCUGACACGCUACCUACCAGUAAGAAAAGACGACUUCGACCUUCGCGCCCACAUCGAUUCGGCCGGCCACAACGCAGAGACCUGUUUCCACGUCUCCAUCACAGAGAAAACCUGCAGGGGCUUUCUCAUAAAGAUGGGCGGCAAAAUCAAAACCUGGAAGAAGCGCUGGUUUGUCUUUGACCGCAACCGGAGGACGUUGUCUUACUAUGCAGAUAAACAUGAGGCCAAACUAAAAGGAGUGAUUUAUUUCCAAGCCAUAGAGGAAGUCUAUUAUGACCAUUUAAAGAGUGCUCACAAGAGUCCAAACCCUUCUCUAACAUUCAGUGUCAAGACUCAUGAUCGUGUGUACUACAUGGUGGCGCCCUCUCCAGAAGCCAUGAGAAUCUGGAUGGAUGUCAUCGUGACAGGGGCGGAGGGAUACACACACUUCAUGAUUUAGACGUUGAACAGGAGAGGAACGUGUGCAGCGUGUGGAUUAAAACCAAGAGACUUAUUCCACACUCUUACGUUUUCUGGCUAUAGUAUUGACCACUUAACGCUAGACUGAUUUUAUCUGUUGCUAUUAUUUUUCUCUUAUCUGUUAUGAUCUAUUUUAGACACGCGGAGUGUUCUUCUCACCUACUUUUUACCCAACUUGAACUUUUACUUGGCAGCCCAGAGGACGGAGCACAUAUCCUAUAAUUACAAAUGCAAGUGUGUGUCCUGUACGUUUGUCUGUGUAUAUGUGUGUAUAAAGAGUGUUAUAUGAUAUUCGGUGCCAAUGUGCCACGUUGUGUGUGGUCUGUUUGUUAGCUUGUGUACAGGGCCUCAGGGACACACACUUUAUAUCCAUAAACAGUUGUCAGCUGUUCUGCCAAAGAUGAGAACACACUGUUCACAUGUUGUAGAGAGUUUAUGUAUAGAUGCAUGAGUGUGGAUGUAGUGCCUUCAGAUUUGUGUCAUGCUGAUAUUCCUUUAUACUCGAUUUGAUACUCAUAGGUGCUAUACGACAUACAAAGAUGUAGAUAUAUUCAAGAUGAAAGCUGUUCUAACGCCGCAGUUAUUCAUUAAAGCAUUCUUCAGUAACACUAAAGCAACCUGGAAUUCAGGUAUUACACUCCAAAGGUUAAAUACCACUUUCUUUGUUAAAUUUGGGCACACGGAAGCCCGGUUUUUCCGAUAUGUUUAAUGUAUUUUUUAAUGUUUUAAUCGGUGCAUAAUUUCAAUAUGGACUAUUAAGUGCUGUUUGGCCCAUUUGCAGGCUAUGAUUACUUCUAUUUGGUUUGCAUAAAAUAUUCUGUUGCACAGAUUUCAUGUUGCACCGUUAAACCAAAUUUGGUAAAGAUUGGUUGAGAUUUCCAUUCCCCAGUUAAACAUUUAAUACAAGCAUUGCGUUAACAAUGCAAGGUUGUGGGUUCGAACCCAGGGGAUUGCAUAUACCGAAGUAAAAUGUGUAUGAUAAUGCAAUGUAAGUCGCUUUGGAUAAAGCGUCUGCCAAAUGCAUAAAUGUAAAUGCAACUCAAACUGGAUUUAAACUAACUUCAUUACGACCAGCAGGGGGCGACACCUGUAUGAUAUUUACAUGCUCCACACAAGCCUUAUCUGUGAAUUAUGCUGUGGUAUAUUUUUAAAGAAUUGACUAUCAUGUUCAUACUCACUUAUGCAAGUAUUUAUACUACCGUGCAUGCACCUUUAUCUUUGCAUGCGGCAAAAUAAAGCAAAUGUAUAUUGUU
Messenger RNA from Triplophysa dalaica, 5712 nucleotides. It is a transcript of the gene phldb2b, whose product is annotated as pleckstrin homology-like domain, family B, member 2b. Bases 243 to 4439 code for a protein of 1398 amino acids. Lineage: Eukaryota; Metazoa; Chordata; Actinopteri; Cypriniformes; Nemacheilidae. Gene Ontology annotation, biological process: regulation of microtubule cytoskeleton organization. The transcript is spliced from 23 exons. The record is from RefSeq and is a predicted model, not a curated record. Gene Ontology annotation, cellular component: basal cortex. Gene Ontology annotation, molecular function: protein binding.